AUGGGUGCAGGUAUCCUGUAUAUCUGAACGGCGCUGCGUAUGAAUCCAGACAACGAAGAAAUCCAAGUCAUUGAUGAUGAGCUCAUUGCGACUGCUCUUCGCGAGACUAUAUCGACCAAAUCACCUAUGGAUGCAACCACAAAGGAGUUGAGCGCAAGUGCCCUUGCGGAUAUGGUCGCGGAAGCGACAGAAUUAAGUUUAUCAUUCAAAAACGUUCUCAAAAUAGAUAAUCUACAGGGCUUCCAGACGCUCCGAAAGCUGUGCCUUGACAACAAUAUUAUCAAAUCCAUAAACAACUUAGGCCACCUAACUAAUUUAACAUGGCUGGAUCUCUCUUUCAACUGCAUCACUAAAAUAGAUGGUUUGGAGAAGCUAGAAAAGCUCACAGAUUUGUCAUUAUUCAAUAAUUUGAUCACGGAUAUCGAAGGGUUGGAGCAGUGCAAAAUCCUGCAGUGUUUAUCUCUGGGAAAUAACAAUAUCACUGCUCUUGAUAGCAUUGUCAGACUGCGCUGCUUCAGAAAUCUACAACUACUCAACCUAGAAGGCAACCCUGUGUCUAGAGAAGGCGAGUACCGCAUGUAUGUUCUGGCGUAUCUGAAUGAUCUCACGUACCUUGAUUAUUCCAUGGUGAUGAAGACCGAGACUGUUGCAGCUCGAGAACAAUACCAAGACGAGCUUCUCGACGUUGAGGAGAAAGAAGCCCUAGAAGAAGAAAAGGCCACGAGAGAGCUCGCUGCGGCGAAGCAUACCUUGAAAUUACGUGAUGCGAACUUAGCUGCAGUCGAAACUAUCUUUGAUGACAUGUUUGCAGAUGAUACAGAAAUGGCCAAACUAAAGCAUCUACCUGGAAUCAGUGACAUCAUAAAUUCAUUCCAGAGUGAAGUUGAGUCAGCCUCGGAUUUAUUCUUACAGACAGGCCUGGCCCGUGAUCAGCAGAAGAGGCACGAGCAGAGCCAAUUCGAGCUGGCUUUGCACAGACUGCGUGUGAAAUACGCAAGUGAGUCGGUGCACAUGAUGGAGGACUUCGGGCGUACCAAAAAGAGGUCUCUGAAGUUAUUAGCAGCUCAGCAACACGUAGAGUUGAUCGAUCUCGAUCCCCUUCAGGCCACACUCAGUAGUUUAAUAAGCUCGCUAAUGGACUUAGAAAUGAGGCAAGUUGAACAAUGUGAAGAAAUCAUCGGAGAAUAUGAAACUAAAUAUUUCGAGAUUAAGCAAGCAUGCUUGGAUGGCCAGCAGAACUACUUCCGACUUGUGGAAGAACAUGAAAACAACUACACUCGUGAUCUUAUGCAACUUGUAAACGAACUUCUGGAAAAGGCGAUCAAGGAGGAACUACCUGAAGAUCUCCCGGAUGAGGCUAACUCACUGCUAAUAGACCGAAGAUUGUACCGCCGCGAGGACGAAGCAAAACAUAACGAAGAAUUGCUUUUUAAACUUGCGCUCAAGAAGUAUCGCGAAGAAGAACACAAUCGGAGUCGAAAUCGCAUCAUGGAACUCAAGUCGUUUGAAGAAGGCUGCUUCAGUGACUUAAAGGAAUUGAUCACUCAGGAGAUAGACGACGAAGCCGACGGUGAUCCAGAUUAGACUCCGGUGCCGCUGCAGCCAGCGCAGCUGCUCACCGGGUCCUCUUGUUAGCUAUAUCCGGCUAUGGUU
Aureococcus anophagefferens is the source of this 1653-nucleotide messenger RNA. RefSeq lists its product as hypothetical. The record is from RefSeq and is a predicted model, not a curated record. Lineage: Eukaryota; Pelagophyceae; Pelagomonadales; Pelagomonadaceae. The transcript is spliced from 2 exons. Gene Ontology annotation, molecular function: protein binding. Bases 40 to 1584 code for a protein of 514 amino acids.